AUGUCCCAACCCCUUGCCCAAGAUGCAGAUCCAAACAGAAACCCCCGUGGUGAGCAGCCUCGUGCUUCAAAGAAGAAGCAGAAGCGGGCGGUACUCUCAAUGCCGUCCAUUAAUAUCUCCAUGGGCAACUUUACAUUGACGCUCAGAAAAAUCAACCUGUCCCGAAUUUUCUCGAUAUUCUCUGGGAAUAAGAGGAGUGGCGGUGACGGUGACGGUGGUGGUGGUGAUAGUGAUGGCGAUGACGAUCCACAGGAACUGACUUUCAAGGAAGGCUUCAGGCUCUACAAAUCUGAGUACCAUGAUAUAUGGGCAGGCAUAUUGUUUCUACUCACUUUUUUCGGGUUUAUUUCUCUAUCGUCUACGGUAAUCGACAGAUUCGAGAAGGGCAUGGACUUCAAGGGUCACACAAUCAACGAUCCUGCAAAUUCCAUUGCGCUGGAUAUGAAUACCUUCAUACUUUUCUCGGUUAUCUUAUCCACUGCCUUUUCAGCUUCAAUGGCAUACUAUCAAAUUUUCUUAUUUUUCACUAAUCAGUUGGUUUGGUUCACCGGAAUAUUUAAUGUCGGUUUUGGUUUGGGCAUUGGAGCUGUCUACAUGUAUAGGAGGCAAUGGGGCAGCGGGAUUACCCAUGUAUCUUUUGGCGGACUUGCUCUUGUUUACUUCGUGAGCUGGAUACCGCGGUUCCCUUUCACCACACUCUUGCUCCGAACAGCAGCCACGGUGACGAGGCGCCAUAUCGCGGUCCAUCUAGUAAGCUUUAUCGGAGGAAUCCUCGCUACCUCCUUUGCUGCAUGGCUUUUUGUGACGCUCGUUGCGGUCUACAUUGCCUUCCAACCCAACGAAAUGAGAUCAAACCUUCUAUGUAGGGACCAAGAAUGCAAAGCUGUGAUUACCAUAGCUCUUACGUCGUUUAUCACGUUUGCAUCCUAUUGGAUCACUGAGUGGAUGAAGAACACUAUGCAUACCGCUGUUGCCGGAGUGUACGGGUCUUGGUAUUUCUACGGGGGCAAUUCUAAUCCAAUGCCGAGGGCACCAUUGAGAGGCGCUCUAGGACGAGCAUUGACUCGCUCCUUUGGAAGCAUCUGCCUCGGAAGCCUGUUCGUAGCGCCGGUUGAUAUGUUGCGCCAGGCGUGCACCAUCAUCCCCAGACAGGAAGAGACUGUCGAUCAAAAUACCAUUGAGGAGGUUGCGAACCGCGUUUUGGGGGUAGCCAUGAAAUUUCUUGGCCGAACAACCCAAAGUUUUAACCGAUAUGCGUUUUCCCAUGUGGCACUUUACGGGAAACCAUACUCACCGGCUGCCAAAUUUACAUGGCAAAUGAUGGAACAUCGCGGAAUCGAUGCCCUCGUUAACGAUAGUGUUGUUGGAGCUACUAUCAGUAUGGGUUCUCUGUUUGUUGGUUACCUGUGCGCCUUUCUUGCGUACAUUGAAUUGGGCUACACUGUGCCAGAUUUCAACAGGGGAGAGAAGUUCACGUCUGCUGUCAUGGCAUAUGCGUUCCUCUCUGGGUUUCAGAUCUGCAAAAUUUAUAUGGCGCCAGUAACCAGUGGGGUGGAUACAACGUUUAUGGCAAUUGGGUUGGAUCCAGAGAUUUUAGUCACGCAGCAUCCGGAUCUAUGGGAAUCCCUGGUGGCUGUUUAUCCCAGGGUGCAGGAGUCUAUUCAUGCUUAG
Messenger RNA from Paracoccidioides lutzii Pb01, 1671 nucleotides. RefSeq lists its product as hypothetical. The transcript has 2 exons. Gene Ontology annotation, cellular component: plasma membrane. Bases 1 to 1671 code for a protein of 556 amino acids. Gene Ontology annotation, biological process: transmembrane transport. Gene Ontology annotation, molecular function: transmembrane transporter activity. The record is from RefSeq and is a predicted model, not a curated record.